GAGAUAAAGGGGCCGCGACUGACUUCUAACCCUCCAGUUGUCGUGGUGGAGUGUGUUGAAGUAGGUGUAUCGUCAGUGGCAGAGUUCUUCGGAAUUUGCUGGCAAUAGACAUUCCCUGACUGGCCAUUGACGAAAACUCGUAUUCUUGAUGGUGAUAAAGAUGCGAGGUCUCUUUGUGCUGGCGUUAGUCGUAGGAGUAAGCAAAUCCUAUGGCCCUCCCCCUUCAAGUAGCUCCGGUAAUGGAUGCGGGGGUGGGGGUGGUGGAUGCGGCGGUGUUCAGCCCCUUCCUGCCCAAACAGUUUCUUCUUGUGGCGGGCGAGGCUGUGGAAGCGGAGGCGGAAGCAGCCCUGGAGGAUCGGGAGACUACUGGUGGGCUGGGAACGAUUCUCCAUUUUCAGGACCUCCUGCUACGCACGUAGUCGUCAGCAGCAGCAGCGGCGGCGGUUCAGGAGGGUCAAGACCAGCAGCCUCCUCGCACCAGAGACCUCAGCCCCAGCAAGGGUACAUUCAGCCUAGCCCAGGUCCCGGACAGGCGCCCUUCCCUCAACAGCCCCUAGAUACGCAGAAUCUGGUUCAGCCUCCGAUGGGGAUUUGUCCAGCUUCCUUUGUCUGUGUUCACUGGCAGCUCUGUCGUGAUGGAUACGUCAUAUCUGAUGGCACUGGGAAUAUUAACAAGCUCAUUAAGACCAUACCUGCAAAUAUUGCAUCCAGGUAUGAGAGUUGCGGAGGUGACAUGAUUUGCUGUGGCAUUCCUGCAGGAACUAUUCUCUCAAGUAUUCCUGGAAUUUCGCCCCAGAGACCAUCCGUGGUUUCGUCUUCUCAGCCCUUAGCACCAGCGCCCCAGCCUGCAUUAUCCUUCCCUGCACCCCAGCCUGCAAAACCUGCACCUGCACCUGCACCGCAACUUACAAUCUCUGCUCCUUCACCCCAACCUGGUAGACCCGCUCCUGCGCCCCAGCCAUUAAGACCUGCACCAGGACCACAACUUACAAUAUCUGCUCCUGCACCUCAACCUGCUAGACCUGCACCUGGACCACAACUGACAAUAUCUGCUCCUGCACCCUUCCCUGGUAGACCUGCUCCUGCACCUCAGCCUGCAAGACCAGCACUAACUCCACAGACUCCUUCUGUUGGCUAUGGAAGACCCUCUGCUCCUCAGAACCCACUCAUACCCCAGAGACCUAGCCAGCCAAACCCCCAGCCCACUUUUGUAAACCCUGCCAACCCUGUCCCACAGCCUCCAGUGCAACCUCAGUCGCCCAUCAGUAACCCCAUCGGCUUGGUGUCUCCACCCAGCCCUCAACCAAAUCCCAUGAUGGGUGGGAUGAUGAUGGGAAUGAUGGGCAUGCCUAUGAGAGGAGGAUCCUGCAGUGCUGGCACUUACUGCGUCCAGCCGAACCAGUGCAAUCCCUACACAGGAUUCAUCAUCAGAGAUCCUUCUCAGCUGAUGGCAGUAUGGCCUGACUCCCCAACGGUUCCACUUCUCCCAUGUUUUGUACCAGACGGCAGCAUCCAGAACGGUGUGUGUUGCCAAGAAGCACAUCCAAAUGCUGGAGGAUUCGACUAAAGGCAGUCCAGGUCAGAGGUCGUUCGCGAUGAGGAACAGCAAGCUGCCAAUUGACCUGAAGACAGAACUUCCUUCUAAAAGAGGGCAUUGCGUCAUUCCAUUGAUUGUCAUUUGGAGAUAGUAUUACAACGUCGUCAUAGGCUUACGGCGCUAAGAGCGACCGAUCGUCUUUCGUUCCUGUGUAACUGUCUCGUGAAUUCUGUGAUUUUCUUCCUUUCCUUUAUAAAACUUUGGUGAUUUUUUUACCUGUAAGAGUAUAUCGUUAAAAACCCUUUGUAUAGUUAUUUUUAUUAUCAUGUUGCAUUACUUCAUUAUAGUAAGGACAAUUGUAGCGCAUACCGCUUGCAUUGGAACCCAGUAUCUAAGGUAUGUCAUGGUGAUGAAAUAAAUAAUUACGUAGA
Messenger RNA from Macrobrachium nipponense, 1968 nucleotides. RefSeq lists its product as uncharacterized. The record is from RefSeq and is a predicted model, not a curated record. The transcript has 5 exons. Lineage: Eukaryota; Metazoa; Arthropoda; Malacostraca; Decapoda; Palaemonidae. Bases 149 to 1567 code for a protein of 472 amino acids.